Hydractinia symbiolongicarpus is the source of this 1077-nucleotide messenger RNA. Its product is annotated as electron transfer flavoprotein subunit beta-like. The record is from RefSeq and is a predicted model, not a curated record. Gene Ontology annotation, cellular component: cytosol. The transcript is spliced from 8 exons. Bases 138 to 908 code for a protein of 256 amino acids. NCBI's taxonomy places the organism in Eukaryota, Metazoa, Cnidaria, Hydrozoa, Anthoathecata, Hydractiniidae. Gene Ontology annotation, molecular function: electron transfer activity.
AGCCGGUGAUCGGAUAGGGUCAGGAGGGAACAGGAGGACCCUGGUAGCGCUGCGCGAAUCAUUUUAAAACCCGAACCGUACUACUUCAUUUAUCCAGAUUAUUUCUUGUUUUUUUAGUCAGAUAUUUUUGCAUAAAAAUGUCCAGUCUUCGUGUUAUUGUUGGCUGUAAAAGAGUAAUAGACUAUGCGGUUAAGGUUCGAGUCAAGCCAGAUAAAACUGGUGUUGUGACAGAUGGAGUCAAGCACAGCAUGAAUCCAUUUGAUGAAAUAGCCGUUGAGGAGGCUAUUCGACUCAAGGAAAAAAAUAUUGCUAGUGAAAUUAUUGCAGUCAGUUGUGGGCCUGCAAAAUCAGAGGAAACUUUAAGAACUGCAUUGGCUAUGGGUAUGGACCGUGGUGUACACGUGGUUGUUAAUGAUAAAGAUUAUGAAAAACUACAGCCUUUAGCUGUGGCCAAAUUAUUAGCCAAAGUUGUGGAAGAAGAAAAAGCUGAUCUGAUAAUUCUUGGAAAACAAGCGAUAGACGAUGACUGUAAUCAAACUGGACAGAUUUUAGCAGGACUUUUAGACGCACCCCAGGCCACUUGUGCAUCUGAAGUUGAAGUUCAAGAUGGGCGAGUAAAAGUAAAAAGAGAGAUUGACGGGGGCUUGGAAACGAUCAAUGUUGCAAUCCCAUGUGUUAUAACAUCUGAUUUAAGAUUAAACGAGCCUCGAUUCGCAACUCUUCCGAAUAUAAUGAAAGCAAAGAAAAAGAAGAUAACUAAACUAAAGGCCGAAGACAUGGGAGUUGAUUUAGCACCCAGGGUCGAAAUAUUGGAAACCGUUGAUCCGCCUGUACGAGAAGCUGGUGUUGUUGUAGAAGACGUAGAUGCUUUGCUGAGCAAACUUCGCGAUCAUGGUUUUAUAAAGUAGUUUUUGCAUUGGAUAAAUAAUCUUUUUUUUUUCACUUAAUUCUAAGUUUAAAUUCAUUGUUAGCUAGCGGACAGGACACAAAAUUUUAAAUGUUAUAUUUUUCAAUGUUGAAUGUAAAAAUUAAAAGUAAAUUCUUUAUGAAUUGAAAAAAGAACAACAAUAAUUAUAA